Molecule: messenger RNA, 3064 nt
Organism: Megalops cyprinoides (Indo-Pacific tarpon)
Lineage: Eukaryota; Metazoa; Chordata; Actinopteri; Elopiformes; Megalopidae
Gene: nyap2a
Product: neuronal tyrosine-phosphorylated phosphoinositide-3-kinase adaptor 2a
Exons: 7
Coding region: 831-2945 (704 amino acids)
Biological process (GO): neuron projection morphogenesis; phosphatidylinositol 3-kinase/protein kinase B signal transduction
Source: RefSeq, a predicted model, not a curated record
GAGGAAAAAAGAAAAACAUAGCGAGUGAGACAGAAAGAGCAAGGGAGAGAGAGAGAGAGCGAGUGAGAAAGGAUGAGAUUUGCAGGGAGGACAGCAGGCUCGCUCUUUGUCUUGUGAUUUACAAUCCACAAUCUGUGAUUUAAGCCACGGCGGCUCGGACGCACUGAGGAUCUGAGAGCCCGGGAGAGAGGCUUCUGCGAUAGCGGCGGCGCUGAGGAGGGUGUCUCACAGCGAGGCGCAGCGUGACGAGGAGCAGGCACAGAGCGACAGGGAGCGGGAGCAGCUCGGCAAGGAGCAGGCACAGAGCGACGGGGAGCGGGAGCAGCUCGGCGAGGAGCAGGAUGCGUGUUUCUGUGCCGCGAGGCUGCCGUGCCGCUCUGGCCCCGCGCCUGUAGACGGGCCAUGUGCAGAUGAGGCGGGGGAGCUGGUGCCUGGGGGGCCGUCGUUCAGCGCCGCACGGAGAAGGAGCUCCCGUCUCUCUCCCCCCACACAACCCCGGCGACCAGGAGAGCGGAGGGGGCCCCGCCGGAGAGGAGGAGCUUCGCGAACUCUGUGACACGAAGAUGGCUAACCGCGUCGCCGCACUGCCGUGGGAUUUCCAGGAGCUACUCCAGGCUGUCGCCACCCCGAAAGCCUGCCCUCACCUGUGAGGCAUUCUGACCUGUGAGCUCACUGCUCGUCCAGUUCUUAUGGUGCUGAGACCUGGGGCUACCUGCACGCUGGCUCGCCUGGGGGGGACCCGCAGAAAGGGCUUUACCCGGAGAAACUAACCCUCUCACCUGCACUACAGAGCUGGGAUUCAGCCCCAUCUUGUUUCUGACUGGAGAACAAUGAGCUCUGAGGAGGACACCUUCAGCAGAUUUUUUCAGUAUGUGGAGGACAGUGGACUGAGAGCCUACGAUGGUCUGGUCAUUCAGAAUGCCUCGGACAUCGCCCGUGAAAGUGACCGUGUGAGGAAUGAGACGAACUGGGCGUACCUGCAGGAAAAACACGAGAAGAGACGGAGACAGGAGGAAGCCAUAAAAAGGAUCGGUGAGGACGUCGCCAGAGGGACGGACGGCGGGUAUCCGGGGAAACAUUUCCGCAUGGGCUUCAUGACGAUGCCUGCCCCCCAGGACCGGCUGCCCCACCCCUGUGGGACGGGCUUCUCCGUGCGCUCACAGUCCCUGCACUCCGUCGGGGGCGGGGAUGAGGACAUUAACCCCAACUCCCGAAAGCAGCCGCCCCCCAAACCCCGGAGGGACCCCAACACCAAGCUCAGCAUGUCGUCGGAGACGGUGAACACAGGUUCAACCCCAGGCAAGACAGGGAAAGAGCCGGACAAGUCUGACGCAUCAGCCAGAUCAAGGCCUUGCAGCGAGGACCUCAGGAGAGUCCCACCCCCGAAACCCAAGAGGAACCCCAACACCCAGCUGAGCACCUCGUUCGACGAGUCCUACAUCAGGAACCACGCCUCCAAGAAGACCUCCAAGAGGGAGAAGGCGUCGUCGCAGACACAGAGCCCCGCCCGAGACACGGACGAGGACGAGCCCGUCUACAUCGAGAUGGUGGGCAACAUCCUGCGGGAGUUCAAACGGGACGAGGAGGAGCAGGGCGAGGCCGUUUACGAGGAGAUGAAGUACCCCGCCUUCGAGGAUAUGGGCCAGGACUCCAGGUGGGAGCAAGUGGGCUGCCCCUCCCAGUGCUCCACGCCCACCAUCCCAGACCUGGAGCUCACUCGGGCAGCCACGCCCAGGGGCUCCCUGUGUGACAUCCCCGCCCCCUUCCCCAACCUACUGUCCCACCGGCCCCCCCUGCUGGUGUUCCCCCCGGCCCCCGCCCAGUGCUCCCCCAACUCGGACGAGUCCCCCCUGACCCCGCUGGACGUCACCAAGCUGCCCAUGCUGGAGAACGUGUCCUACAUCAAAUCUGGGGCGUCGCCCACGUCGGGCGAAUCCCAGGGCUCCUCCCACCGCAAGGCGGAGAAGGAGCUUCCGGCCACGCACACCAUCACGGCCUCGGGGCGCUCCUCCGCCCCGCCGCUCCCCUCCACCCUCUACAAGGCGUCGGCCUCAGCGCACGGCUACCCCCGCAGCCACUCGGCCUGCCCCUCCCCCGUCAGCAUGGGCCGCUCGCUCACGCCGCUCAGCCUGAAGCGGCCGCCGCCCUACGACGCGCUGGUGACGGCCGGCAUGCCACGCAGCGCCUCUGCAGUGCCUCCCCACUCCGCCAAGAGCGCGGCCCAGGAAGGGGGCCGGCUGUCGGGCUCGUCCAGCGCGCACGGCUCCAUGCAGAACGUGUCUCGCUCCCGCACGCCCACCAGCCCGCUGGACGAGCUCACCAGCCUCUUCACCACGGGUCGCAACAUGCUCAAGAAGUCCUCCAGCGGCAGGAAGUCCAAGGACCCGGCCGAGAGCGAGGCCAAAAGCAGGAGUCACAGCACCGAGCCGCUGCCGCGCCACGAGAGCAGGGACAGGGGGGGUCACCAUGGCGGCAGCAAGGAGCCCCCGCAGGCGGGCGAGUGGGAUGGCAUGUCAGGACAAUCAGCCACACCCACGCCCACCGCCACGCCUAUCAGACUGGGGCGUUCCUCCGUCAGCCCCACCAUGAUGCUGGGGAGCAGCAGCGCGGAGUCCAAGGCAGGGUGCAAGCUGGGCCGGUCAGCCUCCACACCUGGUGUGCCGCCCCCAACAGGGACCCCCCAACGGCAGCCUCUGGAGGCACAGCAGAGCCAGCAGGUGGCGCUGUUGCCGUGGGCGUGUGGGGACAGCACCAUGAUGGAGACCAUUGAGAAGAAGCGCAGCCUGUGCCGGGAGAUCAGGGCACGGCAGCGGGCAGACCGGGGCUUGUGUAAGCAGGAGAGCAUGCCCAUCCUGCCCAGCUGGAAGAAGAGCAAUGGCCCCAAGAAGUAUGGCCCGCCCCCUUACUCCGCCCAAACAACUGUCUUCUGGGACACUGCCAUCUGACAGGCUCCAGCUCCAGUGCCGCACCCACAUUCUACACCAGGACCACUAGGGGCCAAUCAGAGAAGAGAACAGGAAGUCACACAGGAUGAGUGGGUGGUCCAACGUAGCAAAUGAAAAUA